Molecule: messenger RNA, 1923 nt
Organism: Drosophila nasuta
Lineage: Eukaryota; Metazoa; Arthropoda; Insecta; Diptera; Drosophilidae
Product: bleomycin hydrolase
Exons: 5
Coding region: 258-1730 (490 amino acids)
Biological process (GO): L-homocysteine catabolic process; response to toxic substance; proteolysis
Cellular component (GO): cytoplasm
Molecular function (GO): cysteine-type aminopeptidase activity
Source: RefSeq, a predicted model, not a curated record
GUUUCGGUCGCAAGCCAAACAUUUUCAUUUUCAUUUUACUCAUUAAAAUAGAAAUAGCAAAUAAAUAGAGCAGCUUUAUCAGUCGCUAACCGUUGCUUGCAGUGCACACAUAAUAGUAAAUAACGAUAAAAGAAAUAAUACUCUCGUAUUGAAAAGAAAAAGUAUUUGUGGCAAGUGCAUCAUCCCAAAAAUUGAAGUUGAAGUUGCAAGCAUCUCUCUCCCAGAUAAUAAUUAUCAACGUUCCCGUUACCAGCAGAAUGUCUGACAACAAUAUCACCACCGAUAUCAGAGGCGGCGGCAAUGGCAGCAGCAAUAACAACACCAACAACGCCAUCAAGCCUGCUGCCUUAAGCACCAGCAGCAGCAGCUCGUCCUCCGCCAUAACGGAUGAGUUGCUCCAAAAGUGGCGCGAGAAUUUCUACAGUCAUCCGAAGAAUUUGCUGGCGCAGAACGUCUGCUCCCGUGUGGAUCCGUUCGAUGUGUGCCUGUCGCGUAAGGCACUGGAGACGACCAAUCAUGUGUUCAACUACAAGGUGGAAACGGAGGGCAAACCGAUCACCAAUCAACGCAGCUCCGGUCGCUGUUGGCUCUUUGCGGCGCUCAAUUGCAUUCGCCUGCCGUUCAUGAAGAACUACAACCUGGAUGAGUUUGAGUUCUCGCAGGCAUUCCUCUUCUACUGGGACAAAAUCGAGCGUUGCAAUUACUUUCUCAAUAACAUUGUGAAGACGGCGCAGCGCGGCGAAAAGGUCGAUGGGCGACUCGUUUCGUUUCUGCUGCUAGAUCCAACCUCCGAUGGCGGCCAAUGGGACAUGCUGGUCAAUCUGAUAGUCAAACACGGUCUGAUGCCAAAGAAAUGCUUUCCGGAGAGCUUUAGCUGCGAGUCCAGCAUACGCCUGAAUGCCAUACUAAAGAGCAAGUUGCGCGAAUAUGCGCGUCACUUGCGAGUGCUGCUGGAGCAAAAUCCGAGCGAGGAAGAGAUUGCCUUGAAGAUACAGGAUCAAAUGGCCGAGAUUUACAAGGUGGUUGGCAUAUGCCUGGGCAUUCCAGCCGAGAAAUUCACCUGGGAAUACUAUGAUAAAUCGAAGAACUAUCAGUCAAUUGGACCGAUCAGUUCGCUUGAGUUCUACGAACGCUAUGUGAAGCCGCACUUCAAUGUCGAGGACAAGGUGUGUCUCGUUACCGAUCCGCGUCCCACCAGCAGCUACGAUCAAGCCUAUACAGUGGACUGUUUGGGCAAUGUGGUUGGUGGCCGACCCGUGCUAUACAAUAAUCAAUCCGUCGAGCUGCUCCUGGCCAUGGUCACAAAAUCACUGAAAGCCGGCGAGGCUGUUUGGUUUGGCUGUGAGGUUAGCAAGCGUUUUGCCUCCAAGCAGGGCAUCGAGGAUGUUGACGUCCACGAUUUCAAGCUGGUCUUCGACAUCGAUAUACAAACAACAUUCUCGAAGGCGGAUCGUCUGAUCUAUGGUGAAUCUGCUAUGACACACGCCAUGGUCUUUACUGCCGUCUCUGUAGAUAAAAAUGGUGUGGCGAACAAACUGCGCGUGGAGAACUCAUGGGGCGAGGAUCGUGGAGAGAAGGGAUAUCUGGUGAUGUGCGCCGAUUGGUUCAGGGAGUUCGGCUUUGAGGUGGUUGUCGACAAGAAAUAUGUGCCCGAGGAUGUGAUGCGUGUCUUUGACAUGGAACCCAUUGUACUGCCCGCCUGGGAUCCCAUGGGCACGUUGGCGCAAUAGAAUGCUCAUUCAGCCAAAUGGAAAAGCUUUACAUUAACACCAACAAACGUUAGCACUACAAGCAAUAAUCCGCUAAAUUCAAGUUUACCAACAUAUACUUAUUGAUGAUCGAUCAACAUUUUUUUUUUUUGGCCAUAAUCAUGUUUAUGUCAAAUUAUAGCCAGUCGUCUUCUAUUAUACUCUAUUAUUAUUA